GAUGUUGACCUGAAAGCAUGUCAGGAACCUUUGGAUGACUGCUGUCCACACCAAGGACAUGACCAGCUGAAACUGCAAGAGGAGGAAGACAUAAACCAAAGCAACUGCAACCAUGUAGAGUCCCUUCUCUCCUUAGAGGGCUAUUUCCAGCUUCUGUCAUCACAGGUGGAAAACAUGCUAGAGGUGAGCUUACUGGAAGAUAUACAAAUUGCUACUAGUAGAGGUCAAGACCCAUCAUCCUCACACCACAAUAUAAAUCUGAACCAAACACUUCACCACUGUUUCAGUCCUCCUGAUGCUAUGCUACUAAGAACAGACUACCCCACUCAGUCAAAUUCAGAAACAAGACAUCUACAAAGGCAAGAGUCUUUUGCUCAGUCAAGCUCUAAUAUCACAAAUCCAGAAUCACUCCUUCAUGGGUCUAAUUUGACAGGGUGGUUUUCAGCUGGUGACCUUAGAAACCUAGCAACCCAUGAUUAUAAUUUUGAUGAAAUUAAACUCACGUCUUUGGCUUUGGAGGAAGGCUUUGAUCCUAUAGAAGCUUCUCAGGUCUUUGAAGAACCUGGCUCAGAUUUGGGACAAUCUUUGAAUUCAAGUCACAGCAUCACCUCUUACUCACUCUGCAGUGAAGGUGCUGUUGGGAACAGCAGUGGUGUUAAAUCUGCUUCUUUACACGGCUUGGGAGCUGUUGGUGGCCAUUGCCAAGAAAACACUAAAUAUGGCCACGUGGAAUAUCCAGGUGAUACAGAGUGUUCUAGAGAAGCCACAUCUCAGCAGUUUCUUCAUAACCACACUUACAAUCAGCUGCCAAGUCAAGCAGCAUCCACACUAGAGCAUCAUCAACAGCUGUGGAUGAAGAAAUCAAAUGAAGUAAAGGAUAGGCACCGUAAUUCUACCAAUGCAAACCACAGCAGUGAUGAAUGCCGUGCAAAAGCUCUGAGAAUACCGUUUUCAGUAGAAGAAAUUGUAAGCAUGCCUGUUGACUCUUUCAACACCAUGCUAGCAAAGAACCAGCUGACAGACACUCAGGUAUCACUUCUACGCGACAUCAGACGAAGAGGCAAAAACAAGGUAGCUGCCCAAAACUGUCGUAAACGCAAACUGAACGCAAUUCUUAACUUGGAAGAAGAUGUGUGUAAUCUUCAAACGCAAAAGGAGAGCCUUAAAAAGGAGCACUCUCAGUGUAGCCAAUCAAUCAGCCAGAUAAAGCAGAAGUUAAACAACUUGUACCAUGAUAUUUUCAGUAGACUGAGGGAUGACCAGGGUAGACCUGUUAACCCACGCCAAUACGUCAUUCACUGCAGUAGCAAUGGCAGUGUUUUCGUAAUGCCCAAACACUUGGUCAAAUCUGAACAGAAACAAGAUAACACAAAAGAGUAG
This is a messenger RNA of Acanthisitta chloris (rifleman), 1380 nucleotides long. RefSeq names its product nuclear factor, erythroid 2-like 3 (gene NFE2L3). The transcript is spliced from 3 exons. Gene Ontology annotation, biological process: regulation of transcription by RNA polymerase II. The record is from RefSeq and is a predicted model, not a curated record. Gene Ontology annotation, cellular component: nucleus. Gene Ontology annotation, molecular function: RNA polymerase II cis-regulatory region sequence-specific DNA binding; DNA-binding transcription factor activity, RNA polymerase II-specific. The annotation marks the transcript as partial. NCBI's taxonomy places the organism in Eukaryota, Metazoa, Chordata, Aves, Passeriformes, Acanthisittidae.